AUGUCGGAAAUCAUCGAUUGCCCACCCAACUUUUCGUGGAAGAAGUACGAUCUCGAAUUUGGCAAUUCCACAGUCAGUCUCUGGUGCCCACAAACUGACGACUUCGACAAAUACGGUCUGGGCGACUGGAGACGGAGAGGCGGUAUCGAUAAGGCAGAGUUCGAGAACUUCAAAGCUUUCCAAGAAUGGAAAAAGACGAUGCAGGUGAAUCUUGCGCGACAGGAGAGAGACGAGACACAUCCACACCACAAGCGCCCCUACUCUCUGAGAAGUAUCCACGUCAAAGCCAUCACACGGUUUCCCCAUGGCAAAGUGGGCUUUGUCAAGAUGGAGGCCUGGAUUCAGCGGGAUCCGACUGCAGAGCAGGCAAAUCAAGCUCCAGAUCCCAAGGCGUUUCCGGUCGACUACAGUAACACGCUCUACGAGACCAUCUUCCUCCGGGGCGGAAGUGUUGCCAUGCUCAUGAUUCUGCGGCCUUCAGACAAGCGGGACGAGCGCUGGGUCAUUCUCACCGAGCAGGCCCGUACCCCAGCCUGCUCAUUGCGCUUUAUCGAGAUCCCGGCCGGUAUGAUGGAUUCCAGCGACAACUUUGCUGGUGUCGCCGCGAGAGAGAUCGAGGAGGAGACAGGCCUCAAGAUCCCCAUGUCGGAGCUCAUCAACAUGACUGAACUCGCGCUCCAGGAUUCAGAGGGGGAUGCAGAAAAUCUGGCCAAGGCAAUGUAUCCUAGUCCUGGCGGGUGCGACGAGCAUAUCUCGCUCUUCCUCUGGGAAAAGGAGAUGGACCGAGUGCACAUCGAGGCUUUGAAAGGCAAAAUCACCGGCUUGCGACCGGCGGGUGAAGCCAUCACGCUUCGGUUAGAGAAGUAUACCGAUCUUUGGAAAGUGGGAGCGAGGGAUGCGAAGACGCUGGGUGCCUGGGCUCUGUACGAAGGACUUAGUAGUUCGGGCAUAUUGGACAAGGAAGAAAAACAGAGGGCAAAGAGGCAGCGCACCGGAAAAGGGCAGUCGCCAGUCGCUGCGUUGCUGGGCUCUUUCAAGAAGCGGCCUUUGUAG
Diaporthe citri is the source of this 1053-nucleotide messenger RNA. RefSeq lists its product as uncharacterized. The coding region runs from base 1 to 1053 and encodes 350 amino acids. The transcript has a single exon. The record is from RefSeq and is a predicted model, not a curated record. Gene Ontology annotation, molecular function: ADP-ribose pyrophosphatase activity; ADP-glucose pyrophosphatase activity. Lineage: Eukaryota; Fungi; Ascomycota; Sordariomycetes; Diaporthales; Diaporthaceae. Gene Ontology annotation, biological process: nucleoside phosphate metabolic process; ribose phosphate metabolic process.